AAGGACUGUGGCGGUUCUGCUCCGAUAAAUACAGCGGUCGGCAGGUGACGGGAACAGCCGGACGGGUUCUGGCUUCGACCCGGAGUUCAGUUCCUGCACCUCCAGCCCUGGUUCUGCUCCAAAUCCAAUGGACAUGGUGAUGGAGGAACCGGGUUCACCACGGCACCACUUGCUCGCUCCCCAACCCUAUCUGGCUAAACCUGUGUGACCCUUGACCCCAUCCCCCCUGCCCACCAUGGCGCUGUCCUCACGCUUAAAGCUCUGGGAGCAGAAGAUCCAAGAGGAGAAGAAGCCCAGCUCGGUCCCUGCGCCGCCGCCGCCCCCCCUGUCCGCCGUGCCGGGGGGGUUCCUCAAGCAGCUCGUCAGAGAGACGGAGAAGGAGACGCGGCUGAAGGAGCCCGAAAUCAAGGAGGAGAAAGUGCCCAGCAAGCUGAGCGACAGCCUCGUCCAGCAGUUCCUUCUACCCGACGAAACGCCGCCGAUUCUUGAGGCGGAAAUGGCUCUGCGGGCUGAGCAGCUGGUGAACGGCGAGCGGGACAAGAAGGUCCUCUCCGGGACGGCGUCCUCCUCGCCUGGGGCCGGGGCCCAAAGAGGGGAAGAGAGACCCCCGCCGGACGCUUCCGCCGCCCGCGAGACACAAGUGCCCGGUGAGGAGGACGGAAGGAGGGAGAAGGUACGCGGGCAGGCGGACGAAGGAGAAAGGAAGAGAGGCGAGACGCUAGAGGCCGAGGGACGUUUUCCGCACGCUGACGUCCCGCAGCAGGAGGCCGUGGCUCCUGACAUCUGGUACGAGGCCGGGACGGUGUGGUACACGCGCAAAGAGGGCUUCGCGCGCGCCACGCAGCUAAAGCCCGAUGAAGGAACUCCGGAGCUGCCGGCGGGGAAGGUGCGCGUCCGGCUCGAGACAGACGGGUCGCUGCAUGACGUCAUGGAGUAUGAGAUUGAGGAGGUGAACCCGCCUGAGCUGGACCUGGUUGAGGACCUGAGCGAGUUGGUCAGCAUGAAUGAAUCCGGUGUCCUGCAUACCCUGUGCAGCCGUGCUCGUGCCCAGCUGCCUCUCACCCGUGCCGGACCUAACCUGUUGGCCCUUUGGCCCCCGCCGGCCUCUCCAAGCAAGGGGUCUCGGAGUCCUCGAGGGGAAGGCGCAUGGGAGGCCCCCUCGGUCCUGCAGGCCCUGGUGCGACGCACUUAUGUGGCCAUGGUGAGCCAACGGCGAGACCAAAGUGUGCUGGCGCUGGGCCGCAGCGGCACGGGAAAGACUUCCGUUUGCACCACGUUCGCCCAGGAGCUGCUGAGACAUGCCGGCGCUGCCGGCAACUGCCUGACUCCGGAGCGUCUCCAGGCUGUGUUCGCGGUGCUGCGCUCCUUCGGCUGCGUCAGCUCCCCGCACAGUGACGCCUCCUCCCGCUUCGCCAUGCUGCUGUCCCUCGACUUCAACCACGCCGGCCUCGUUGCCGGAGGACAUCUGCAGACCAUGCUGCUGGAGAAGUGGAAGGUGUGUCAGAAGAUGGAGGGCGAGAGCAACUUCUUGGUUUUCUCCCAGAUGCUGGCAGGGUUGAGUGUGGAAAUGAGGACACAGCUUCACUUGCAUCAGCAGAGUGAGCCCAACUCGUUUGGCAUUGUACCUCUGGCUAAGGUGGACGAGAGGCAGAAAGCAUCGGCGGCCUUCGCAAAACUGCUGAGUGCCAUGGAAACCCUGGGCUUCUCAGCCAACGAGCAGCAAGCAAUUUGGCACGUGCUUGCUGGGAUAUACCAUUUAGGGGCAGCAGGCUCCUGUAAAGUGGGUCGCAGGCAGUUCCUCAGUUUUGACAACGCCCAGCUGGCCAGCAGCGUCCUCGGCUGCGAAGGGGAGGAGCUUCAGACAGCCGUAUUCAAGCACCACCUCCGGCAGCUUCUGCUAAAGGCCACCGGGGGCAGCAGAGAGAGACACGCGUCGGAGGGGCCGGAGGAGGGAGGGCCCCGGCUGAGCGCGAAGCAGUGCGUGGAGGGAAUGGCGAUGGGCCUGUACGAGGAACUCUUCGCAGCCGUGGUGUCCCUCAUCAACAGGUCGCUGUGCUCGCACCAGCUGACCUUGGCCUCGGUGACGGUGGUGGACGCGCCCGGCCUGCGCAGCCCGCGCCACUGCGGAGCGGAGAGGGCCGCCGGCUUCGCGGAGCUCGCUCAUAACUACCUGCAGGAGAGGCUUCUGGAGCACUGCUACACACACACGUUCACUCGCACGCUGGAGCGCUAUGCGCAGGAGAAAGUACCUGUGGAUUUUAGAGCCCCGGAAAGCAGUGCGGCGCCAGUGGUCUCUGCUAUCGACCAGCCCGUGCUCCAGCUGAGGGCGGCGGAGGGCGACGCUCGCGGGCUGCUCUGGGUGCUGGACGAGGAAACGAUGACUCCGGGCUCCACGGAGAGCGCCGUCUUGGACAGGGUGUGUCGGUACUUCGGUGACACAGUGCGGCAGUGUGAGCAGCCCCUCCAGUGUGAGAUUGCGCACCAGCUGGGCUCCGAUCUCAUCCGCUACGACCUGUCGGGCUGGAUCAGCCUGGUCCAGAACAACCCGUCGGCCCUCAACGCCGCCGCGCUGCUGCAGAACUCGACAAUCGGGGCGGUCAAGUCCCUCUUUGGCCCCCGCGCCUCCCUGCCCCCCCUGUGCAGGGGCAUCGGGGGGGUCGAAGGGGGUUCCCAGCGGUCCCUGCAGAGGAGCGGCAUCGUCAGGAAGACCUUCAGCGGGGGGCUGGCAGCCGUCAGGAGGCAGUCCUACUGUAUAUCUGUCAAACUGCAGGCGGACGCGCUCGUCAACCUGAUCCGUCGGACCGGUCCCGUCUUCCUCCAGUGCAUCGACGCCAAGACGACGGACGGCGGCAAGUUUGACGUGCCGUCCGUUCGCGCCCAGCUCAGCUCCACGCACCUGCUGAGCGCGCUGCAGCUGUACCGCACAGGAUACCCAGAUCACAUGUCACUGAGCGACUUCCGCUGCCGCUUCCAGGCCCUGUCCCCUCCGGUGAUGAAGCGCUACGGCUCAGUCUUCAUCACUCCGGACGACAGAAAGGCCGUGGAGGAGCUCUUGGUUGACUUGGAUUUGGAUAAGAAAAGUAUUGUCGUUGGAACAAGCAGGGUUUUUAUGAAGCGAGGAGUGCUGCGCUUCCUCGAGCAGGAGAGGGACCGGCUGGUGAGCGGCUGGAUGGUGCUGCUCCAGGCCUCCUGCUUGGGACACCUGGCCAGGCAGAAGUACCGCUGCAUGAAGGUGCAGCAUAUGGCUGUGAGCUGCAUUCAGAGGAACGUGCGCGUCCUGUCUGCCGCGAGCACCUGGAGCUGGUGGAAGCUCUUCUGCAGAGUCCGUCCGAUGCUGAAUGUGAACAUCGAUGACCAGCGUUUCCGUGCCAAGGAGGAUGAGAUCGCAGCUUUGAGGCAACGCCUGGAGAAGUCUGAGAAGGACAGGAAUGAGCUGAGACAAACUGUCGACCACCUGGAGACAAAGGUGACGGCGCUGUCCUCUGAGCUGUGUGACGAGAGGUUCCGCGGGGAGGCUGUGAGCCAGGCGUUGGACGUGGAGCGGGCAGAGCGCCUCCGCCUCGCCAAGGAGAGCAAGGAGCUGCUGAGUCGCCUGGAGCAGUGCAAGACCACCAUGGACGGGCUGGAGAAACAGCUGGAGGAGGAGAAACAGCAGGCCAAGAGCCGGGAGAUGCUUGGGGGCAUGGGCACAAAGAGUGAGCUCCAACUGCAGCUGGAAUGCGCGCAAACCGAGGUGGAGUUCCUGAGACGACGGCUGCGCCAAAGUGAGGAGAGGCUGGACCAGGAGCGGGAAGCCCGAGCCCAGCUGGACAGCAAGGUGCUGGAGCUGCAUUCCCAGCUGGAGCAGUCCAAGCGUACCGUGACCGAGCUGAAGCGGCAGUGUCGCCGGCUGACCUCUGACCUCCAGGACGCCCGCGUUCUCACCGAUAACCUGCAGAGUCGCGCCCACGAACUGGACCGCAAGCAGAGAAGGUUCGACAGCGAGCUCACCCAGGCUCUAGAAGGAGCUGACGGCGAGAGGGAACAGAAGGAGAAGUUCAUCCAGGAGAACGCAGCCCUCAGGGCCGAGAUCCUCCGACUCCAGCAGGGCCUUAAGGAGAGCCAGGCAGAAACGUCACGCCUCCAGCAGCAGAAGGAGGAGCUGCGCGCCCAGGUGAAGGACCUGUCCGGUCCGACGGGCCUCGCCGCAGACUCCCUCCCCGGGCUGAAGAAGCAGCUCCGGGAGCUGGAGGAGCUGGAGAAGGAGCGCAGCAGGGAGGUCUCCCAGCUCAGCGCAAAGAUCCAGCAGCACGAGCAGAUGCAUCUGCGCUGCGAGAUGGAGAUGGAGAGGAUGAAGCAGAUCCACCAGAAGGAGCUGGAGGACAAGGACGAGGAGCUGGAGGACGUGCAGAAAUCUUCACAGAGACGGCUGAGGCAGCUGGAGAUGCAGCUGGAGCAGGAGUACGAGGAGAAGCAGAGGGUGGUGCAUGAAAAGCACGAUCUGGAAGGACUCAUCGCCACGUUGUGCGAGCAGGUGGGGCACAGGGACUUUGACGUGGAGAAGCGCCUGCGGAGGGACUUGAAACGCACCCGUGCGCUGCUCAGCGACGCACAGCUGCUCCUGUCCACUGCGGACACCGCGGGACAGGGACAGGGUGGAACCCACGAGCAGCUGGAGCGCCUGCAUACCCAGCUGGAGGAGAGCGAAGCGAGACGUGUGGAGGCGGAGAACGUAAAGAAGAUGCUGGCCAUGGAGCUGGAGAACGCGCAGUUGGAGCUCGAGAGCAUCUGCAAGCACAAGAGUCUGGUGGAUGAGCAGCUGGCUCAGCUUUUGCAUGAGAAAAUGGACCUGCUGAAGAGGCUGGAGGAAGAUCAGGAAGAUCUGAAUGAGCUCAUGAAGAAGCACAAAGCCCUCAUUGCCCAGUCCUCCAGUGACAUCUCGCAGAUCCAGGAGCUACAGACCGAGCUAGAAGAGGCCAAGAAGGAGAAGCAGAGACUGGAGGACGAGCUCCUGCAGUGUGUCGCUCGACUGCAGCACCUGGAGUCGUCCACGGUGUCCCGGAGCAUCGUGAGCAAGCAGGAGGCACGUGUGUGUGACCUGGAGAACAAGCUGGAGUUCCAGAGGGGCCAGAUCAAGAGGUUUGAGGUGUUGGUGUUGCGGCUGCGGGACAGCGUGGUGCGUCUCGGCGAGGAGCUGGAGCAGGCGGCGCAGGCGGAGGCGCGCGAGAGGGAGAACGCCCGCUACUACCAGCAGCGCCUGGCCGACCUGCGGCUGGAGAUGGAGGACCUCAUCCAGCAGGAGCAGGAGAGCGGGCGCCGGCGCCUCGAACUGGAGAUGCAGGUGGAGGAGCUGAGCGCCGUCAGGCAAACGUUGCAGGCGGACCUGGACACGUCCAUGCGGCGCAUCGCGGACCUGCAGGCCGCCCUGGAGGAGAUGGACUCCGGCGGGGAGAGCGAUGGCGAGAGUGUCCAGACAGCAGUGCAGUUCAGGACCACAAAGAGAGAACUAGACGGUGUGUCCAGCGUGGGCUCCCUGCUCUCAGAAGACUCGGGCGAGGGCAUCCGCACAUGGCUGGGGGUGCCCCGGGGUCAGACUUCCUCCCCAUAUGGUGGGAGCAGCACCACCGGCAGCGUGGGGGGGCGUCAGUCAGUCACGGACACCCUGAGCACUUGCAGCUUCCGGUCCCUCCCCCCGGAACAAGAGAAGGAUAACGCAGAAGCGACAGUUGGAGGACAGGCUUCAUCCUCAUCGGCGCUCUCGGAACUCCUCAAAGGGCUACGCAGGAAGCGGACGGGGUGGCAGCAGGGGGCCGAGCAGGAGGAGGCCAGCGCGGUGUCCCUGCCCAUCUACCAGACCACCGGGGCCGCCACCCUGCGCCGCAGGUCCUCCGCCUUGUCCUUAGCAGAGGACGACGGCCCCGAGGAGCCCCGCACCGGCAUUCUGAAGCGCCCGAGCCCCGCUCUGCCCCGGGCCUCCAGCCUGCGUUCCCUCCCAGAGACGGGCUCAGUCGGCGGGACCUGCGGAACAAGUGCAGGAAGUGGCAGAUUAGGCCGCUUUGGCUCCUGCGACUCCCUCACCUCCAUGAGCUCAGGCCAGGGACCACGCCAACGUCCCCACAAUCCCAUCAUCCCGGAGGAGGAGGAGGUGGUGCAACAGCAUGCUCAGGCCACACCCACCAGCCCAUCACCCCAACCCCUCCGCCGCAGGCUGCUCGGGGGCCUGGAGGCAGAAGCAGAAGAGUUGCCGCUGGGGGCAGAGCCAUUAGUUUUCCAGAAUCGCCACCUCUCGUCAAACCUAGAGAACGAGAAGCACUACGUGGGGGAGUGGCAGGGGGACUCGGCGGACGCCUGCUCAGACAUUCUUCCCGCCAUCCGCCGCGCUCAGUCCACCAGCAGCCUAGCCGGUUCGGUCAAGGCGGGUAGCCGCCGCGCGCUCAGUGUACAUUUUGGAGCGCUACCACCCUCUAGGGCAGCCUCCCGCCGUGGGUCCGAUUCAGACUCCUCUGGCUCUGGGGGUUCCCAGCAUCAGGGGGAGAGACAGGAGGCGGAGGGCAGCGAGGGGGAUAUCAACUCUGUCAUGAGGAAGUACCUGAAUCGGCCUGAGGCACAGUGAGCCCCUGCCUGCUGGAGCAUUAAUCACUGCUUGGAGAACACACCACAGGACUGGAUGUGGAUGCACGCACCAUACUUUAAACACUUGAAACUGUUUGUACACCAUUUAAAAAUAAACGGAGUGUUUCGUAUUGUUACAGGCCUCGUUUUGAUCUUUUCCAAGUCUCGUGUCAAUUCUGGUGAAGCGGACUGGGAACAACUGCCGCCUGGAUGCUCUUUUUUUAGGAUAGCAGAACAGAACUCAAGCGGUUUACUAAUUUUUCUGAGAACCAGUUUUAAUGAAACCAUAUAAAAUGCACAAAAAUUCUCCCUCACUUCCCAUGCUCUAUAGACAGGGAGCAUUUGCUUUAUCAGCUGAAGGGUGAACAAGGUUGAGUGCACCGAGUAUAUUAGUGUGAAUAAAUACAGUUCAGCUUCAGGGAUCUUUAACUGUCUUUGCCUGUCACCCAUGUCAGCACCAUGUUCAAUCCUUUACCCACACUAUGAUAAAUUGAG
Messenger RNA from Scleropages formosus (Asian bonytongue), 7086 nucleotides. RefSeq names its product myosin XVIIIB (gene myo18b). The record is from RefSeq and is a predicted model, not a curated record. Bases 236 to 6592 code for a protein of 2118 amino acids. Gene Ontology annotation, biological process: actomyosin structure organization. The transcript has 44 exons. Gene Ontology annotation, molecular function: actin filament binding; cytoskeletal motor activity; ATP binding. Gene Ontology annotation, cellular component: myosin II complex; myosin filament; cytoplasm. NCBI's taxonomy places the organism in Eukaryota, Metazoa, Chordata, Actinopteri, Osteoglossiformes, Osteoglossidae.